AUGGAAAAGUUCCUAUAUGAUGUUUUUAUUCCAAGUGUACAAGCAUUUCGUUCAUUACAUCAAGUUUAUUGGAAUACAAAUGAUCUUAUUAUUCCACGUAAUGAAAUUAAUUUACUAGGUAAUACAUCAACUUGGUUGGCUAAUGAAAGGUUAAAAAAUAACAAUACUAUUGAAUUAAAUGAUUUAGAAAUGUUAUGUCAUAACAAUCGUAGUAUGUUAAAUAUCGAACAAUAUGUAAGAAAUUUACUUAAGGAAUUCGACAUAAAUAAAAGUCAAUAUUCAUCAACUAUUCACGUUUCAUUACGUCAACGUUUUUCUAAUCUUGCUGAACAAUGUCAAAAACAGAAUGCUUCUAAACAAGUUAUAACAUUAAUAAUGAAACUUGCUGAUCAUACUUAUAAGUUGCCUGAACAAACGAAUGAAAGACAAAACAAAUAA
This is a messenger RNA of Rotaria sp. Silwood1, 438 nucleotides long. NCBI's taxonomy places the organism in Eukaryota, Metazoa, Rotifera, Eurotatoria, Philodinida, Philodinidae. The record is from the annotation of a GenBank genome assembly.